AUGAACUAUUCUUCGCCGCGAACCCCCGGAUCCACGCCGAUCCACGAGUGGGAAUACUCCCGAAUGUCGUCGGCCACGCCCACGCCAUCGCCGCGGACCACCUGGUUCGACUCGGCAACCCCCCGGCGCCCGGCCACCCGUGCCGCCCACCACUCCCGGUCGAGCAGUUAUGCCCAGCAACAUGGCUCCUUCACUCCGCGGGCCCACAUGGAGUCCCCGCGCUACAAUAGCUAUGGGGACUACUGCACGGUAGAUGUGAGUGCCAAAGAUUUCUCGUCGUCGCGCCGGCCUUCGGGUCCCUUCCCGCCUUAUCCCGCGCGCGAUCGCCGGCACUCGUACGCCCAUGUCCGGGCUUCCACCCCGUAUGGACAAUCAGACGAGGACGAGAUCAUCGAGGUGGACCGGCACAACAUCUUCUUCCUGCCUGGCCAGUCGCGGUCCAAGGGUCGUCGCUACGCUCAUGGUCCAGUUGACGAUGGGGUAUGGCACGCUAAUCACGGCGACUACCUGCAGAGCGCCGCCCACUACGCGGAUCCGGCCUACGCCCGCACCGCUCACCAUUCCCACGCCCGCCGCGCCUCGGCUUCGGUGCCCCAGCGUUCGGCAACCACCAAACCCACCAACGCCAACCGGCCCAAGCCGCCGUCGCCCGCCAAGGCCACGGAUGCCGACGCCCGCCGGCACAAGAUUCCCACGGGAUACUCGCUCAAGAACUGGGACCCGUCCGAGGAGCCCAUCCUACUGCUGGGGAGCGUCUUUGACGCAAACAGCCUCGGCAAGUGGAUCUAUGACUGGACCGUCUACCACGAGGGCGCCACCACGCCCAUUGCCGAUAUGGCUGGUGAGCUCUGGCUUCUCCUCAUCCAGCUCUCUGUCCACACCAAGGAAGCCGAGGACAAGGUGGGCCAGGUGCGCAGCGCGGAGAACCGAGAAAUUGUGGACGAGUUCAUUGACGCCGGCGAGCGGCUCAUGGACAAGCUGAGGACGUUGCUCAAGGCCUGCGAGGCACCCAUGCUCAAGGCCGCCCGGAAGAAGCAGUCGAGCCUGGGCAAGAACUCGGGCGUUGAGUUUGUCGAGACCCUCUUUGGCCGGGACCGGGAGCUGGCCAAGACGGAGAAGUUCAUGCAGAGCGUCCGGCUCUUCAACCUCCGGUUUGAUGCCAACUGCUCCGAUAUCCUCAGCAAGCCCACAGCCUAG
Molecule: messenger RNA, 1197 nt
Organism: Hirsutella rhossiliensis
Lineage: Eukaryota; Fungi; Ascomycota; Sordariomycetes; Hypocreales; Ophiocordycipitaceae
Product: vegetative cell wall protein gp1
Exons: 2
Coding region: 1-1197 (398 amino acids)
Source: RefSeq, a predicted model, not a curated record